Salvelinus fontinalis (brook trout) is the source of this 4060-nucleotide messenger RNA. RefSeq lists its product as uncharacterized. Gene Ontology annotation, biological process: SCF-dependent proteasomal ubiquitin-dependent protein catabolic process. NCBI's taxonomy places the organism in Eukaryota, Metazoa, Chordata, Actinopteri, Salmoniformes, Salmonidae. The record is from RefSeq and is a predicted model, not a curated record. The coding region runs from base 119 to 2806 and encodes 895 amino acids. The transcript has 14 exons. Gene Ontology annotation, cellular component: SCF ubiquitin ligase complex. Gene Ontology annotation, molecular function: protein binding.
UUUCUAUAACAACGUUUGUGUGAGCAGCGCAGCAGCUGAAGGACCGGAGUGGAGAGACUUCUGGCAUGGGUAUGAUUGGAGGGCCAACGAGGAGCAGCGAAAGGACGGGACGGUGGGAAUGCAGACAGGAUCAGAUGGUGUAGUUCACAUGAUACUGGGUGUGGCCACAGAGUCAGAGGGUGUAACCAGCGGGUCAGAGAGGAGUGUGGUCCUGGGUCUAACAGUGAGUGUUAGCAGGGAGAGUUCUCUGGAGAUGGAUCCCGGUCUCCUGGAGGACUCACUCCUGACUGAGCAGCAGAAGCUACGCCAUGUGUUGGACUGGGCUAAGAAUUUCCUCGGGACCAGUCAGGAUGGGCACAAUCUCAGCAGAACCUCCCCUUCCUCCCCGCGUUUGUACUCUACUUCAGCUGCGCCUCGACUCGAGGUCGAUGGAAGAGCUGCUGUCUGCCCCCUUGGAACCUUUCACAAUCUUGUCAGAAGCAGAAGCGUGAGAGAAAAUAUGGUAGGCCAAUCAGAGCCUCUGACCAGGCUUCCAUACACCACCCCACUGCCCUGCCACACUCUCUCCCACACCCCAGGUGGCCGUGAGUUUUCUGGGCCUGAGUUUAAAGAGAACCCAGGGCAUAAGGAGCUAGUCCUGUCCUCUGGGCCACAAGAGGAUAACAAUGACCAACCACGUUUCCUUGGUCUAGACAACCCUCAGGCAGACCAGACUACCCACAAACCAAUAGCUCCUCAACCUGAGGGGAGAGAUGGGGUUUCCAUCAGUGAGAGCCUAAGAGACAGAGACAGUACCGUUACAACCUGUUGCUCCUCAGUGGACAGUGACACUACCCUAUGGUUGCCUGGAUAUGGUCCUUUAUCCAGAGCCCAUGACCUCAUAUCAAGGGAAGGGGGUUGUGGAGAGAGAGAAGACAGAGUUUUGGGAAUGCAGGAACACGAAGAGGAGAAGGCGGUGGCGGAGAAGGAGGACCCAAAAACAGGCCUUGAGGGAACCAGUAGUAUCAUACGUUAUGAAUCCUCUAGGGUCGCACUAGAGGGUGAACAUCCAGAUUGGGGAGCCAACGGCUGGGUGUCAGAGGGCCUGAGUGUGUAUGAGGAGUAUCUGCUGUGUGUGUCCCGUUUGGACCACCUCAGAACAGAGCAGAACCAAGCACCUGCAGACGUCAUGACCCUACCCGCUGACCAAACGGCUGACCCCUCUGAGCAACCUCUGAGUGCUGAGCUGGUGGUUGCUAAGCAACACGUCCAUCAGGACAUCCACAACGAGGGGAGGCGUGCACCAUUCAAGAGUUCAGAAGUGAAGAAUGGUAGAGUGAUGCAGCCCAAGAGCAGCGGAGGUCAACCUGGUGUCAGGAGUCAGGCUCGUGUCAGAGGUCGCGGUCAUUCCUGGAGGUUCUGGGAAAGGUCAAGCCUCUGCUGGUCAUCCUUCACUCAUGGAGAAGUGCUGCCACGGUCCCAGCUCCCCAACAGACCCCACUCAGCAGGUGUAGUGUCUAAACGGACGUCCCCAUCUGAAAGUUCUUAUUCUGGACCCAAACCACCUGCAGCACUUCAGCUCCCCCUGGGCAGUGCUGUGAAUACCAAUGCAACUAAUAUUCCUGUGACCAGGGCUCUCAAACUGGCACCUGUAGGGGGCUGUGUACAGUGGCUCUCUCUCCCUGAUGAGGUAUGGGUAUCCAUACUGUCCCUCCUGCCACACAGAGAUCUGUCUACAGUGGCCCAGGUCUGCCUCCACUUGCUCCGACUGGCCAAUGACCACACACUAUGGCAGGUUGUUAGUGUGGAGAACAGCUCAUCUUUAACUGACCAAUGGCUGAGCAGUGUGGGCGGGCGUAAUCCUCGAAGCCUGACUAUCUACAGGUGCAGCGGACUGUCAAUCACCCCGAGCGGACUAGAGGAGUUUUUCAAACUAAGUCAAGCCUCUCUGGAGGUGCUGAGUGUGACAAGCUGCAGUGGGCCUGGUCUCCAUGGUGACCUGGUGCUGACUCUGAGUGGUCAACACUGUGAUCACAUGACCUGUGUAGACGUCAGCUGGAGUGGAGCGACUGACACGGGCAUCAAAGCACUGACUGACACCUGCACUGGCCUGAAGACUGUUGUUCUCAAUGGUUGCCAAGUUACAGAUGAAGCCCUGAAUGCCCUCGUCAUAAGAUGCAGAGACAGUCUGCGCAGGUUGGAGGUGUUUGGCUGCCUGUCUAUCAGUCCCUCAUGUCUGAACACAGUGUCAGAGUUGUGUCCUGGGCUGGAGACUCUGAACAUCGGCCAGAUCCCUAAGGUCACUCACACCUAUCUGACACUGGUGACAUCACGACUCAAACGCCUUCACUCCCUUAACCUGACUGGACUGCACGCAGUGAGUGAUCAGACAGUUCAUCAGGUCCUCCUGCAGUGCCCUGACCUCCAGAGGCUGACCCUCAGCUCCUGCCCUGGAGUCACUGACAUGAGCCUGCACAAGAUCAGCACCCACGCUCCCCACAUCAGGUUGUUGGAUCUAAGUGGCUGCGGUAAGGUGAGUGAUGCUGGUGUUAAGGCUGUAGCUGUGGCCUGUAGAUGCCUGCAGCACCUGGACCUGAGCUCCACUGCCACAGGGAACAGAGGGGUGAGCCUGUUGGCAAAGUACUGCAGCACUCAUCUCCACACUGUCAAACUGAGCUUCUGCCAGAUCAGCCCAGAGGCCAUCCACAACCUCAGCAGGCAGUGCAAACGGUUGAAGCUACUGCAUCUCUACGGCUGUGCCUACAUCCCUACUGAGAAGGAGAUCAGAGACAUCAACCCCACUGUUACACUCUACCCGUUGACUUGAUACACACACACAGACACACUUAUUGUUGAAAUUGGUAUCACAUCUGACAAACUCCUCCACAGUUACCACAGAGGCAUGACUGUAAAUACAGCCUGUGUGAUAUAAAGAAUGAAGAGUGCCCACAGCACAAGUGUGUCAAGGGCACUCCUUCCAUCACCUCCUUCAUACAGUGAUGUGGUGUCAGGCAAGCUUUAUCCACAUUACAUCUAUCUAGUCAAGGUACAAAUAUGUUGUAGAUUUGUUAUUUAUUUUUUUACAUGCUGAUUGUUAGUGAAAGUUUCCCAUUCUCUGGGAGGCUCCCGAGUGGUGCAGCAGUCUAAGGCACUGCAUCUCAGUGCAAGAGGCGUCACUACAUCCCCUGGUUUAAAUCCAGGCUGUAUCACAUCUGGUUGUGAUUUGGAGUCCCAUAGGUACAAUUGGCCCAGCAUGGUCCAGGUUUGGCCAGCGUAGACCGUCAUUGUAAAUAAGAAUUUGUUCUUAACUGACUUCCCUAGAUAAAUAAAGGUUAAAUACAAAAUAUCUAGCAGCCAGACAGAAUGGGGUCUUGGUCUUCUAGACUAUCUCUAUGGAAACACUUUUUUUGUGUGUGUGUUUCGUUUAUUCAACCUAUUACAGGUAAUUAUGUUACUGCGCUCGUCCGGACGCACAGUUCUUGUUUGUUUUGUGCCUCUUUUUCUCAAAGUUGUGAGGUUGACACAAGAGAGUGCUAAAGUAGGUGAGCCGCGUCAGCGUACCAUUCCGCAAUACGUUUUAUCACAGGGGACACUUUUAGGACUCAUCAUUGUAGUCUGUAUGAAAAUGAGGGAUGGACUUCUUUGUCUGGAAGAAGAGAGCUGCAUUCUCUUGUAUUUAUUUACAAAGAUAUCUUACAGAACCUCCCUCCGUAUGGAACUUCAUUAAUUAAGGUAAGAAUUAUAAGUUAACAAACCUGUUCUCAGGAAUGGAUAACACUAGAACCCUUCAGUCUCCACAGAUUUGGGAAAAUCUGCGUUUUGUUUUUAGGCCCAUAAUUUGUGGAACAAUCUGCAGAGUUCACUGCAGUUAGAUGUGCUGGUGCCACUCAGGAAGUUUAAAUGAUUGAUUGAAGACUUCUAUGUCGUUGAAUGUGAUUGUUUUUAUUAAAUAUGUUUAUUUUGGUUUAUUGAGUGCUGAAUUAUAUUGUUUUAUACACAAAUGUGUCCAUGUUGCUUUCUAAUUCUGUUUUUAUUGUAAUGUAUACAGGGCUCUCUUGUAAAAUAGAUUUUUAAUCUCAAA